Molecule: messenger RNA, 1473 nt
Organism: Gracilinanus agilis (Agile Gracile Mouse Opossum)
Lineage: Eukaryota; Metazoa; Chordata; Mammalia; Didelphimorphia; Didelphidae
Gene: GABRA3
Product: gamma-aminobutyric acid type A receptor subunit alpha3
Exons: 9
Coding region: 1-1473 (490 amino acids)
Biological process (GO): monoatomic ion transmembrane transport; chloride transport; signal transduction
Cellular component (GO): neuron projection; dendrite membrane; synapse
Molecular function (GO): GABA-gated chloride ion channel activity; GABA-A receptor activity; transmitter-gated monoatomic ion channel activity involved in regulation of postsynaptic membrane potential
Source: RefSeq, a predicted model, not a curated record
AUGAAGUUCCCAGGAAUUCCUCCCUUAUGUGUUACUAGCCUUGGGCUUCUCCUCAUGAUAUCCAUUCUACCAACCGGAACUGGGCAAGAACGGAAAGAACCCGGAGAGUUUGUUAAGCAGGACAUUGGCGGGCUGUCUCCGAAGCAUGGUCCAGAUAUUUCAGAUGAUAGUACUGACAACAUCACCAUCUUCACCAGGAUCCUGGACCGCCUAUUGGAUGGCUAUGACAACCGUCUAAGACCUGGACUCGGAGACACUGUCACUGAAGUGAAGACGGACAUCUACGUGACCAGUUUUGGCCCUGUCUCUGACACUGACAUGGAGUACACCAUCGAUGUGUUCUUCCGACAAACCUGGCAUGAUGAGCGUCUCAAAUUUGAUGGGCCCAUGAAGAUCCUCCCACUCAACAAUCUCCUGGCCAGCAAGAUCUGGACCCCAGAUACAUUCUUCCACAAUGGCAAGAAGUCAGUGGCUCAUAACAUGACGACACCCAAUAAAUUGCUGAGGCUUGUGGACAAUGGGACCCUCCUCUACACAAUGAGGUUGACCAUUCAUGCUGAAUGUCCCAUGCACUUGGAAGACUUCCCCAUGGAUGUACACGCCUGCCCACUGAAGUUUGGAAGCUAUGCCUACACAAAGGCCGAAGUGAUCUAUUCCUGGACCCUUGGAAAAAACAAAUCUGUGGAAGUGGCCCAGGAUGGCUCUCGCCUGAAUCAGUAUGACCUGCUGGGGCAUGUUGUUGGAACUGAGAUCAUCAGAUCUAGUACAGGAGAAUAUGUCGUCAUGACAACCUACUUCCACCUUAAACGCAAGAUUGGUUACUUUGUGAUACAGACCUACCUACCCUGCAUCAUGACGGUCAUCCUGUCCCAGGUUUCUUUUUGGCUUAACCGAGAAUCUGUCCCUGCCCGUACAGUCUUUGGGGUCACCACUGUCCUCACCAUGACCACCCUGAGCAUCAGUGCCAGAAACUCUUUACCUAAGGUGGCGUACGCGACGGCCAUGGACUGGUUCAUAGCCGUCUGUUAUGCCUUUGUGUUUUCUGCGCUGAUUGAAUUUGCUACUGUCAACUACUUCACCAAACGGAGCUGGGCUUGGGAUGGCAAGAAGGUGAUAGAGUCCCAGGAACAGAAGAAAAAAGAGCCGAUGACCUUGGCCAAGAAAGCAAACAACACCUACAACAUCGUGGGGACCACCUAUGCUCUCAACAUUGCCAAGGACCCUGGCCUCUCCACCAUCUCCAAGAGUGCUGCAGCCAGUGCUACCGCGUCAGGGGCAGCUGUCUCCCCACCCAAGACGCCCCAUGUCGUGGAGAGUCCCCCUGAAACCAAGAAGACCUACAACAGUGUCAGCAAGGUAGACAAGAUCUCCCGCAUCAUCUUUCCUGUGCUCUUUGCCAUCUUUAAUCUGGUCUACUGGGCCACGUAUGUCAACCGGGAGUCAGCCAUCAAGGGCAUGAUCCGGAAACAGUAA